Molecule: messenger RNA, 9173 nt
Organism: Arvicanthis niloticus (Nile rat)
Lineage: Eukaryota; Metazoa; Chordata; Mammalia; Rodentia; Muridae
Source: RefSeq, a predicted model, not a curated record
AUGAUUCUGAUCAUGGUCUUCCGUGGCUUCCUGUUGCUUUACGAUCUUACUCGGAUGCUCACCUUUGUGUUCCAGUCUGAAGAGCCACUGGGGCUCGUCUCGUUUUAUGAACUCUCCCUGGAACACCACAGCCAUUCUCUACACCCCUCGGAGCUCCUGCCAGAGACAAGCAUCAUGCACAGUGCUGCACACGUGGCCUUAUCAGAGACUGUUCUCCGGUCCCAGCCAAGCAUCUCUGUCCUUGUCCUCUCCUCUCCGUCUGCUAUUGCUUUUGAUACAGCCCUUUUAAGCCAGAGACAACAGACUCAAAGUACAGCGGAGCACAGUAUCUUUGAGGCAAAUAUCGCAUCUGUGACGAGUAAUGAGGUGGCCCUUGAUGAGGAGGAGAUGGAUAACUUUUUGCCAGACGCUCCCUGGACCUCUUCACGGGUGGUCUCCCCAAUGCAGUAUAUUACACCGAGCCUACCGGAGCUGCCCCAGGAAAGGCCGGAGCCUGGCACGACCCCAUCACUACCCACCAUUUCUUUUCAGGAUGAAAUGGUGUCCGGAUGUCAGAACACAGCACAACAGGCAACUGUACAUGUGGAGCCGUCCACGUAUUUCGGCACUUCUUGGUCAGCUUUUCUUAUGUCCAAGGGCAUCAUUCCAACUCCUACUAGGAAUUUGGUGCUUCAUCCUACGGAAAUUCACAGCCAGUUAUCAAGCAAGCCUCUGCCAGAGUCGGUCGCUUCUGUAACAGAGGGCACAGAAAACCUCUUUUUCAGCUCCUGGAUUUCAGUGUCUCAGCCAUCAGUCGAUGACAUGACUCAACAGCCAUCUGUUCCCCUGUGGGAGGUCUCACAGCCUCUAGUGGGUGUCCUGGCCACAAGCACAGACAGAUACCCUAAUGAAACCACUGCUUGGAGUGAACAUCUAGAGGAAGCCAUCGCUCUCAGAGCACACCCCAGCGUAACCGCGUCACCCACAAACCCUGCUCUCAGAGCACACCCCAGUGUAACUGCGUCACCCACAAACCCUGCUUUUAGUAGUCUGACUUCCGCUUUAUUUUCAACCCCGCUUUCAUCUGUGUCUUUUGCUACCCAGUUACCUGGUGUUCCAGAUAACUCCUCCCUCUUGAGUGAGGCCAGGGAAUCAUGGAACAGCUCUAUGGUUCCUAGUUUUACUGACCAUCCUCAUGUCCUGAGCCCAGAGGCUUCCCUGAGACCACACACGAGGUGUGUGUCUUGUGUUGUCUCAUCAUCUCAGCAAGGACUGGCCAGGAGCCUCACAGAGAAGGAGAUGGGAUCAGGGGUUAGGCUUGAGACUUUGUCUACUGCCUCAAUAGAGGCAACCCAUCUUUCUCCAUUGACCAGCGAGAGCACAGACCUCUCUGAGCUUGAAGAUCCUCAAGAAUUUAAUACGCUUUUCCCUUCCAGACCUGUGGUUUCCUUUUCUUCCAGAUCUGUGGGGCUGUGGAAAGCCAGCACAGAUGUGUCACCUGAGGCGGAUGUGAGUGGCAUUGCCACGAUCCAGGUGUACCCUUCCCACAGCCGCCUCUCCACACAAAGCUCACUUGAUUCGACUUUUGGCUUCUCUGUCACCAAUGAUCUAGUGAUGUCAUCCAGUGUGACCCAUCUGUUGUCCUCUGUCAUCCCCAGCACCUAUUUUGACUCACCUUUCUCCUUGACUGCAAAUCAAAACACUCUAUUCCUUACAGCUGGAAACCCAAGCUUUCUUUCCUCUUACAGUCUGGUCCCCUCAGCACAGUCUAAAGUUUUCUCUGACCGAGCACCUACCAGCUCUCUGGAACUCGAGUCUGGAAGUCUUUUGGAUUACACAUCCAGCUUUUACUCAACUCCGGCCCUGGAAUUGAGCACUCCGGCCCUGGAAUUGAGCACUCCAGCCCUGAAAUUGAGCACUCCGGCCUUUUCAUGGUCAGGCGCACUUGCUUUCCCAUCUUUGUUGUCAAGUGACCCACCAACCUUCUUUUCUCACACUUUUUCCACUGUGGCUGAGACAUUGUCAUUGUCCAACUCUAUGAAUUUGCAAUCACCUCAGUUCUCUGUUCUUAAUCCCACAAAUCUAGAGCCAUCUCAGCCACGGUCAAGUACAGACCUUCUUUUGAACACAGUUGCUGUCCUUCCUAGUCACCCUGAGAUGCCCCCACUUUCAAGCUCCCCCGCUGAGUCUCUCAAGUCCGCCGAAGCAUCGAGAGUUUCACUGAGAGAAUCUGAUGUUCAUCUUACCUCAUCUUUCUCUGAAACUACCUCUGCCUUUGAAUUUUCACCCAUUCCCCAUGAACCCACAGUCAGCACACGGGUUCCCUCCAGCUCGGAGCCCACCCUGGGCAUCUCCACAGCUGGGACUCACCUGACAUCACUGCCAACUAUUUUCCAUUUGACACCCAUUUUAACUGGGUCAUCUCCAUUCUUGACUCUGACACCGUCUGAUGGCAGUGUGCAUGUGACAGACCAUCACACACCAGUCUCAGCCACAUCUUCCAGUGUCAUUCCAACCAGCACAGAAUCGAUCUCUGACCCGUACCUGUCCGCCUCCAUAUCACUUGUUUCUGAAGUAAGCCCUUCACCUCCGCCCACAAAGCCAGUCACGGGCGCAUCAUUGACACCCACAGAUUUACCACCCAGUACUUCCCCAGAACCAAGUACAUCCCCGGAACCAAGCAUGCCCAACACCAGCACAGCCCCUGGUGAUACUGUGGACUCUGCUCUGAACAGCGAGCCUAUGAGUCAGAACCCUCAGGGGAACAGUGUACCCCCUCCCCAACCCUCCCUCGGUCCUGUUACCACCUCCACGCUUGAAGCCACAGUUGGUACACCAGCACUGGCCACAGCCAAGCCGCCAUAUGUGUGUGAUAUUACAGUUCCCGAUGUCUAUUUGAUCACAACUGUGCUGGCCAGACGAGCCGUGCAGGAGUACAUCAUUACAUCAAUUAAAGAAGUGCUGAGAAUUCACUUCAACCGCGCAGUGGAGCUGAAGGUAUAUGAACUGUUCACAGACUUCACAUUUCUGGUAACAUCUGGUCCUUUUGUUUACACGGCAAUAUCAGUCAUUAACGUCCUCAUCAACAGCAAACUUGUACGUGACCAGACUCCUUUAAUCUUGUCUGUGAAACCAUCUUUCCUCGUGCCAGAUCCCAGGUUUCAAGUUCAAACAGUACUUCAGUUUGUGCCUCCGAGUGUGGAUACUGGCUUCUGCAACUUUACACAGAGCAUUGAGAAAGGCCUGGUGACAGCUCUCUUUGAAGUAAGGAAACACCAGGGGACAUAUAACCUCACAGUGCAGAUUGUGAAUGUCACCAUUGCUUCUUCGAGGGUGGCUCCCCGGAGGGGCCCAGUGAAUAUUAUCUUUGCUGUUAAAGGCUCACAAGGUUAUCUGAACGGGUCGGAGGUGAGCGAUCUGCUGAGGAACCUGACGCUGGUGGAGUUCAGCUUCUACCUGGGGUACCCGGUGCUGCAGAUGGCAGAGCCCUUCCAGUACCCACAGCUCAACCUAUCUCAGUUACUGAAGUCCUCCUGGGUCAGAACAGUCCUCCUGGGUGUAGUGGAAAAGCAGCUCCACAAUGAAGUGUUCCCAGCCGAGAUGGAGCGCAAAUUGGCCCAGCUGCUCAGUGAGGUGCCCACCAGAAGACGCAUGUGGCGGAGGGCCACUGUAGCUGCUGGGAACAGCGUGGUACAGGUGGUGAACGUGUCCAGGCUGGAGGGAGAUGACAAUCCGGUGCAGCUCAUCUACUUUGUGGAGAAUCAAGAUGGAGAGAGACUCAGUGCAGUCAAGUCUUCAGAUCUGAUCAACAAGGUAGACCUCCAGAGGGCGGCCAUCAUCCUGGGGUACCGGAUUCAAGGCGCCAUUGCCCAGCCUGUGGACAGGGUGAAGAGGCCAUCCCCAGAGUCACAGAGCAGCAACCUAUGGGUCGUGGUUGGCGUGGUCAUUCCUGUGCUGGUGGUCACUGUAAUUGUUGUCAUCCUCUACUGGAAGCUGUGCCGCACGGACAAGCUAGACUUCCAGCCUGACACGGUGGCCAACAUACAGCAGCGGCAGAAGCUGCAGAUCCCCAGCGUGAAAGGCUUUGAUUUCGCUAAGCAACAUCUGGGUCAGCACAAUAAAGACGACAUACUGAUUAUUCAUGAGCCAGCACCACUGCCAGGACCUGUGAAGGACCACACCACACCCUCUGAAAAUGGAGAUGUGCCGAGCCCAAAGUCAAAGAUCCCUUCCAAGAACAUCCGACACAGAGGGAGAGUUUCCCCUUCAGACGCCGACUCCACAGUCAGCGAGGAAUCCAGUGAGAGGGAUGCAGGAGAGAAAACGCAAGCUACCGCCCCUGAGAACAAGGCCCACAGAGCUCCGCAGAGCGGCGCCCCCCUGCCCAGUUCAGGGAAUGAGCAGCAUUCCUCAGCCUCCAUCUUCGAGCACGUGGACAGGAUUUCCCGAACCUCAGAGGCCAGCCGGCGGGUCCCCAGUAAGAUCCAGCUUAUUGCCAUGCAGCCUAUCCCGGCUCCACCAGUGCAGCACCCUGUCCUGGCCGACCGAGUGGCAGAGACCAACAAAAUCAACAAGGAGAUCCAGUCGGCGCUGCGCCACAAGUCAGAGAUUGAGCACCACCGCAACAAGAUCCGCCUGCGUGCCAAACGCCGAGGCCAUUAUGAGUUCCCAGUGGUGGAUGACCUGUCUUCUGGUGACACCAAGGAGCGACACCGAGUAUACCGCAGGGCACAGAUGCAGAUUGACAAGAUCCUGGACCCUGCAGCCAGUGUGCCCUCUGUGUUCAUAGAGCCCAGGAAAAGUUCACGGAUGAAACGUUCUCCUAAGCCUCGCCGGAAACACCAGGUCAACGGCUGUCCCGCUGAUGCGGAGAAGGACAGACUCAUCACCACAGACAGUGAUGGCACAUACAAGCGGCCCCCGGGGGUGCACAACUCUGCCUACAUUGGAUGCCCAUCUGAUCCUGACCUCCCAGCUGAUGUCCAGACGCCCUCCUCUGCCGAGCUGGGCAGGUAUCCCGGCCUGCCUUUCUCAGCCUCUCAGUACAUCCCACCUCAGCCGUCCAUCGAGGAGGCACGCCAGACCAUGCACUCCCUCCUGGAUGAUGCCUUCGCCCUUGUGGCUCCCAGCAGCCAGCCCACCAAUGCUGUGGGAGCAGGUACUGGGGUGCCUGCCAGCCUACCUGUGAAUAGCACCCCUUCCAGGGAAGAAAGGCGAGCCACACAGUGGGGGUCCUUCUACAGUCCCGCUCAGACGGCCAACAACCCUUGCAGCAGAUACGAAGAAUAUGGGAUGACUCCCCCAUCGGGCCCAUUGCCAAGACCUAGCUUUGGCCCAGGGUUGCUGCCGUCUUCAGAGUUGGUCCCUCCUGAACCCCCACAGCCACAGUCAUCAACUGAUGCUUCGUAUGCUGCCCGAGGGAUCUACUCAGAGGAGAUGCCGUCAGUGGCCCGGCCUCGGCCUGUUGGGGGCACCACAGGCUCCCAGAUCCAGCAUCUGACACAGGUGGGAAUUGCAAGCAGAAUUGGGGCCCAACCAGUAGAAAUUCCUGCUGGCAGAGGCAGCCAGUACGGGGGACCAGGCUGGCCUGUAUAUGGGGAGGAGGAGGCAGGACGAAGAGAAGUCACUCACAUACUCGGACAUCAAGAGUAUUCUUCUCCACCGCUGUUUCAGGUGCCAAGGACUUCGGGCAGGGAGCCCUCAGCCCCUCCCGGGAACCUCGCCCACCGAGGGCUGCAGGGCCCUGGACUGGGUUACCCCACCAGCUCCACAGAGGACCUCCAGCCCGGCCACUCCUCCGCCUCCCUCAUCCGAGCGAUCCGAGAGGAGCUCCUGCGAUUGUCUCAGAAACAGGGCUCAGGACAGAACUUCCACAGCUGAUCAGCCUCCCUUGCAGGUUUGCCAAGUAUCUGCUUCCUGUGGAAGCAAGACCAAAAGGAAAUCAACUGAGCGGGUGUUUGUAAGAGUCGGAAGCAGCAUCUCCGGGCAAGCUGCCCGAGGAAGGGAACAAGUUGCAACGUUAGAAGAUGCCAUAAAGUCACAUGGACAACUCAUGGUACUUUUACUAGGUUGGCAAUUUGAUGACCACUUUGGUUCAGUCAAAAUGUGUGUACUUCAGGCCAAAAGCGCCAGCACUUACACACACACACACAGAGAGAGAGAGAGAGAGAGAGAGAGAGAGAGAGAGAGAGAGAGAACCAAAACACAAAUCUAAGCUAACAAAAUGUAAGUUAGUCUCCUCUUUCAAAGGCAAAAGAUUAAACCGUGUAGGUAGAUAGGGUGCAGGAGCAGCAUUUCCCUGGGAAUCUGACUGGUACACACAACACACCCACUACCCUGUUUCCUGAGAAGAGAGAUCUCAAGACAUUUUAGUAACAGCUUGAGCCCUCUUUUCCUCCGUAGAAACUUACGUUAAUAGUAAUAUUAACAACAAGACAUGCUGAGACUGUUUGGUAAUCUAAGAGAGCUACUAGUGAGAACCUGAUGAUAGGUUGUGGAGUUUGGUGAUUUCAAACAAAGCCAUCGCCUGCAUUCUUUCUCCUUCUGGUGCUACAGCUCUGAGGGCUUUCACCUUUCUGUCUGAAACACAACUGUGGCUUUUGCAGUAGAAGAAUAUGUUGGUGGUUUCAUUGUGUUCUGGGGUCUGGGGGAAGAAAAAGAAAAAGCUGCACUUUGGGGAGGGGAAGUUUCAUAUUUAUUUGGUUAUUCAAAAUAUAUAUCAGAUUUUAGGUUUCCAGUCAUAGUUGUAUUUGCUGUUUAUUUGUUGGGCUCACCCAGCUCUUGGCUCCAUAGCAGAGCAUCUGGAUGAGGUCUACCCCACAGAAUGAGGCUACUGGGGUGUCCUAACCCAGGUCCUCGUACUUCACUGACAGUUUGCUCACAGAUUAUAUUUGAAUGUCUUAUGGAAGCAGGCAUUAUUUUCAAUAAUUCUUAGUAUCAUCUGGUUGUCAUGAAUGUCCAUGGUAGUCAGGUCCCCUGAGUUCUGGACUAGAAGUGGAGCUGUGUUCCUGUCAGCCUCUGUAAUGACUGAAGAAAUACAGGGUUUUAAAACCACGAAGGAAAUGAGAGUUUCCCCCCAUUUCUGAUUUUAUUUCUUUGUCUGAAGUCUGUCUUACUCACUUUGGGCCAGAGAGAGGUUACCUCACAGUGUGUUUCUGAUGUCACAUUUCUCAGCCUCUGACAUUAUGACAUUCUAUAUCCUGGUGCCUGGAAGAAACUCUGGGAAAUUGCACACUGAACAGGGAGUUGCAUGAACCUCUUCAUCAGAUGAACGGAUGCUUUUGAUUGAAUAACAGAUAAUGGGGUAGUUUGUGGAGCUCAGCCUAACCAAACCUGUGUGUCUGCAAGUCUCAAGAAAAUGGAAACAGCUAGAACAAGCCCCCAGACUGUAGUCACUGGCUCCAGAAUUGUUUCUGCCCUUCUCAGUCUCGGGACACAAGGACACCUGUCCCUGGAAACUGGUACAGCCAGUGUUUAUCUGCAUGCUCCAGAUGAGAAGGCAUGCAGGAGAGUACCCAGUGCUCUUUGUCAGGUGGCCUGCAGGCACUCUGCAGAGGAUGGAAGAGGAGACCUCUGUUCUGGGCUUAUUUAUUAAUCUUGAUUUAAUAAGUUCUCUUCCCAAGCUGGAAGAUCCUCUUUCCAGUCAUUCUAACCAAGUCUCAAAUAUCCAGGCAGAGUUUUAGCAUGACAUCUGUGUGAUAAAUCCAAAUCAAUACACAGAAUAAAUGGCCCUUUCUCACCCCAUGUCAUGAAGGUUUCCGACAUAGAGUGUCCUAAAAAUGACCACCUCCUUUGUACAAUACCAAAAUGAGCUUCGGUGUCAGAGGAUGUGACAAAAACAGCAAUUUUGAUGCCUUUGAAAUUACAAAGGGAUUCUACCUGUAUUUUUACUCUUAGAACAGAUACACCUUUAAACGGUGUCACAACCAAAGGUGGAGUAUAGUGUGGCAUGCAGGCUCUGUGGAAGCUCAGUUGUUGGUUAUUUAAAGCACACUCAGUUUGCACCCAUUUCCCCUAAACAACUGGCACAGCAGGUUUACCAUGCUUAAACUCUUGUGGGAUACGCCAUAUCCAGCAGGUAUCCAUCCAGUCACUCAUCCAGUGUGCUCCCCUAAAAAGGUUUGUCCUCAACAUGUGUAAAUUAUUAAAGCACUCCUAAAUGAAAGUUAAGCUUAAUGUCUGUCCUUUUCUUCUAAUUUUAGAAGUUCCAUUGAGAAACACCAACUGCAAAUCUGAGUCAGCAUUUUAGAACACAAUGCUUGGAGAAGUGCUUUUUCCGCUCUCUCCUUUGUUGCUAAUUCCUUGUGUUCGAUUCCUUCUGUAUGUCAUCCUUGUUAUUAACAAGACCAUUAUCCUCCCCCUGCCCUGACACCUCAUAGCAUCUCUGCUUCUAAAAAUCAGGUGGGAUCCUACUUGAAAAAGAAGCCUUGAGGAGAGAGCUUCCGUCACUGUGAACAUGUGAGAGGUUACCUGUGUGGAUGUUCUGCCGUGGGUGCUAGGCUGUGAUCUGUCAGUGUCUGGGUUCACCGUAGGGAAUCAGAACAAAACAGAAAGUUCAAACUUACCACUUCUCUGUCAGCUUCAAAGGUUGCCUGCAAAGUAUUAGUUUUGCUCCCAACUUUCUGACACUAGAUAAGUCAGCAGACAGGAGUCCUGUCUUCCAAGAGAUUUUAGAAUCUAAGCUGGAUAGUACAGACAGGUAUAAAAGAUGGUAUAAGAGAUAAGCAGGGUGGCUUAGAUACCCAUAAAAUGCAAAAGCUAGAAGCCACUUUGAUGUUACUCAAGCCAGUGAUGAUAUGGCAAUGGAUAAGCCUCACAGUUGUCCUGGGAAAGGGGUUAGUCAAGUGAACUCAAUCCUGAGAGGAAGUAGUCAUCUUGGGAGGAAACCUGUCUAGUAGCGAAGCAAACAAAUGUCCAGACUGGUGAAGAUCUGCCUAGCAGGAGCCCUGGUGUGGGGAAAAGGAGGUCGGAGUACCAGGAACUGCCGAUGUCUGCCGAGUGUCCUGUUACACACACAGGCAUGAGUGGCGCUGUGCUGGGCCUUGCAGAGCUUAGCUUAGCUUAGAUCGUCUGUGGACUUUAGCAGGUUGUGGCUGAGUUACAGCUGGCUUCAUUAUCUACGCCUUCAUUUUGUCCUCCAGGUCUUAUUUCAUUUCAGAGUGUGUUGAUUUUGAUGGCAUGUGACUUUUAAGCAG